AUGAAUAAGCGGAAAAUAUGUGUAAAAUCACGUGCUAGAGUUAUUUGGUCAACUUGUAGCGAUGAAGUUUGGCCUAAAUGGAACAGCUUCUUCACAAAGCCAAACACGCAUGCGGGUUUUGUAACACGAAUCAAUCAGAGAGCUUUGGACUUGUUGGCCGAUUAUCUGAAAGAACGCAUCAAUAGGUUUAUGCAUCAUGGCGAAAUUAUUUUCAAUUUUUCUGCAUCACUUACAAACGAGGUAACAUUUGGUCUCAUUUCAACGAGAGCUAUUGGUUACGAUUCGAAAAUAUUCAAAUCACGGUUAUUUAUUGCCCCCGGACAAGGGAUCAUUUGGAUGGGCUCUCAUCUGAAUCUCUCAAUCGGUACAUUAUUCAAAUUUUCCAGUCCUGCUGGUGACUUUUAUGGAUCUGCUGUGCUUCAAAUUGACAGUGCAAAAGUGAAAUCAUUUUUUGUGGCUGCUAUUAAUGUUGAUGGUCACCUUCGGACCGAUCUACAAAAAUGUACGCUCUCACCAGGCAACGUUGUAAUGAACUUCAGUGAAACUGAUCCUUUACUUUUAGCCAAUUAUUACCCCCAAAUUAAUCGUUUCAUCAGUGAAAGAAUCGAACUGAUAAUAUGUUCAAGUUUCAAUACCGAGCUUGUGCCCAUCGUUUCCAAUCGUCUGAUGAAUACUCCGAUGAGUGCAGCUCUGUUUAAUCAAUACUUUCUAAAUUACGGCUUUAUUGAACAGAUACAAUAUUUACCCAAUGCAAUUGAAUUGAAGCAUCGAGGCAACGCAUUCAGUAUCGUAAAGCAAGGUCUUGAUAGACUCAACGACUUUCGAUUACCGUUCCCAUCACCACCAAUAACAGUGGAUAGUCCGGAAAACCGAGCAAUGCUUGAAUUCACGAUGUCCAACUAUACGCUAGCUAGUUUGCUUUACUGGAUGGAUCAGUAUCGGAAUUUUGAUUAUGAAAUAAGUAAAGAAAGCAUCAAUAAUACACUUAUGGUCGGGUAUCUAAGGACCGAAUGUAGCUCCAAUGAUAUUUGUGCUGGCACUCUGUUUCCCGCUUUAAGUGUUCAGUAUCCGGAUGGUAUGGUGCAAAUUAAAUCGCAUACAACUACUCCUCCGACAGUCCGUUUUGAACAGAAUAAAGGCGUAAUUGUGAUUUGGAGUCAAGUAGAUGCUUUCGUACAACAAGGUGAACAAACACGUCCAUUCCUAACAUCCAAUAUGAUGGCCGAAUUGAAACUCGAAAAAAGCAUUUUCCAAAACUAUUCGCUUACUUCGCAGAUGCGUAUCGAUAAAUUCAAAAUCUCUGAUGUCAUAAGUCUGAUCGACGGCAUUGAUAAGACUAGCCUGGAAUUUCUUGUCAGUGCUCUUAAUGAAUUAUUGAUUGGCGAUGAUAUAGCAAAGAAACUCAGUGACGGCAUAAAAUUGCCCAUUUUAUUCGAUUUUACGCAAAAAUCAGCAGACGUUAUAUUUGAAAAGGAUCGAAUGAGGAUAGCAGUCGAUUUUUGCUUCGAUCAGGAUUGUUCUAAUAAUUCGAUUGCAGAAAGCAACGAUUUCGACUAUUACGAUAGUGUUAACUCAACAUCAGCGUUGUUGUAA
Messenger RNA from Loa loa (African eye worm), 1593 nucleotides. RefSeq lists its product as hypothetical. Lineage: Eukaryota; Metazoa; Nematoda; Chromadorea; Rhabditida; Onchocercidae. The transcript has 10 exons. Bases 1 to 1593 code for a protein of 530 amino acids. The record is from RefSeq and is a predicted model, not a curated record. Gene Ontology annotation, molecular function: lipid binding.